This is a messenger RNA of Notolabrus celidotus (New Zealand spotty), 7666 nucleotides long. RefSeq names its product NLR family CARD domain-containing protein 3-like. Lineage: Eukaryota; Metazoa; Chordata; Actinopteri; Labriformes; Labridae. The record is from RefSeq and is a predicted model, not a curated record. Bases 32 to 3505 code for a protein of 1157 amino acids. The transcript has 12 exons. Gene Ontology annotation, molecular function: protein binding.
AUACAGCUUCUCUUUUUCAGUCAGCAGAGAGAUGACUCUGUACUCUGUCGGCUUUGAUCUGUUUGUAAAGGUGAAGCAGGAAGUGGAUCUGAAUUCACCUGGUGGAGGCUCUGCUAUGAAUCACUGUGAGGACGGAGAGGAGGGAGACCCUCCCUCUAAAAGCACUCUGUGUGGGGAACAUGAAGCUCAGAGACCAGAGCAGCAGCAUGUACCAGACUCUCCUGGACCUGGACCCAGCUGUGUGUCCUUAAAGAGUGACGCGUCUCUGGAUCGAUUCUUUGAGUUCAAGUCUGGAGAGAUGAGUUCUGAUGAAAGAGUUCAGAGAUCAGAGGCUCCCAUUGGUCAGUCUGCCCAGCAGCAUCAAACACAGCUGGACUCCAUAUUGAUGCUGCUCCAGGAGAACAUUAUCAGUUUUGUAAAGACAGAGCUGAAGGAGAUCCAAAGAGCUCUGAGUCCAGAUUACCCAGAAUGCUUAGAGGGUCAGAGGGAGGAUGAGGAUGAAGAGCAGAGGAGUAGCAGAGAGGCCUUUCUGGAGAUCACUCUGCACUUCCUGAGGAGAAUGAAGCAGGAGGAGCUGGCUGACUGUCUGCAGAGCAGAACCGUUGUUCCAGAGUGCAGACGUAAACUGAAGUCUCACCUGAAGGAGAAGUUCCAGUGUGUGUUUGAGGGGAUUGCUAAAGCAGGAAACCCGACCCUUCUGAACCAGAUCUACACAGAGCUCUACAUCACAGAGGGAGAGACUGGAGAGGUCAAUGAUGAACAUGAGGUCAGACAGAUUGAAGCAGCCUCCAGGACACCACACAGACCAGAGACAACCAUCAGACAAGAAGACAUCUUUAAAGGCUUACCUGGAAGAGAUCAACCAAUCAGAGCAGUGCUGACAAAGGGAGUGGCUGGCAUUGGGAAAACAGUCUUAACACAGAAGUUCACUCUGGACUGGGCUGAAGACAAGGACCACCAGGACAUCCAGUUCAUAUUUCCCUUCACCUUCAGAGAGCUGAAUGUGCUGAGAGAGAGGAAGUUCAGCUUGGUGGAACUUGUUCAUCACUUCUUUACUCAAACCAGAGAAGCAGGACUCUGCAGAUUUGAAGAGUUCCAGGUCUUGUUUAUCUUUGACGGUCUGGAUGAGUGUCGACUUCCUCUGGACUUCCACAACAAUCAGAUCCUGACUGAUGUUACAAAGUCCACUUCAGUGGAUGUGCUGCUGACAAACCUCAUCAGGGGGAACCUGCUCCCCUCUGCUCGCCUCUGGAUCACCACACGACCUGCAGCAGCCAAUCAGAUCCCUCCUGAGUGUGUUGACAUGGUGACAGAGGUCAGAGGGUUCACUGACCCUCAGAAGGAGGAGUACUUCAGUAAGAGAUUCAGAGACCAGGAGCAGACCAGCAGUGUCAUAUCCCACAUCAAGACAUCCCGAAGCCUCCACAUCAUGUGCCACAUCCCAGUCUUCUGCUGGAUCACUGCUACAGUUCUGGAGGAUGUGUUGAAGACCAGAGAGGGAGGAGAGCUGCCCAAGACCCUGACUGAGAUGUACAUCCACUUCCUGGUGGUCCAGUCCAAACUGAAGUGCAUCAAGUUCGAUGGAAGAGCUGAGACUGAUCCACUCUGGAGCCCAGAGAGCAGGAAGAUGAUCAAGUCUCUGGCAAAACUGGCUUUUGAUCAGCUGCAGAAAGGAAACCUGAUCUUCUAUGAGUCCGAUCUGACAGAGUGUGGCAUCAACAUCAAGGAAGCCUCAGUGUACUCAGGAGUGUUCACACAGAUCUUCAGAGAGGAGAGGGGACUGUACCAGGACAAGGUGUUCUGCUUCAUCCACCUGAGCGUUCAGGAGUUUCUGGCUGCUCUUCAUGUCCAUCUGACCUUCACCAACUCUGGACUCAACCUGAUGGAAGAAGAACAACCAACAUCCCUGAUCUCUAGAAUCUUUAGGGACAAACCUACACUGAAACGUCUCCAUCAGAGUGCUGUGGACCAGGCCUUACAGAGUCCAAACGGACACCUGGACUUGUUCCUGCGCUUCCUCCUGGGUCUUUCAUUGCAGACCAAUCAGACCCUCCUGAGAGGUCUGUUGACACAGACAGGAAGUAGCUCACAGACCAAUCAGGAAACAGUCCAGUACAUCAAGAAGAAGAUCAGUGAGGAUCUGUCUGCAGAGAGAAGCAUCAACCUGUUCCACUGUCUGAAUGAACUGAAUGAUCAUUCUCUAGUGAAGCAGAUCCAACAGUCCCUGAGAUCAGGACGUCUCUCCACAGAGAAACUGUCUCCUGCUCAGUGGUCAGCUCUGGUCUUCAUCUUACUGUCAUCAGAGAAAGACCUGGACGUGUUUGACCUGAAGAAAUACUCUGCUUCAGAGGAUGCUCUUCUGAGGCUUCUGCCAGUGAUCAAAGCCUCCAACAAAGCUGUGCUGAGUGGAUGUAACCUGUCAGAGAGAAUCUGUGAACCUCUGUCCUCAGUCCUCAGCUCCCCAUCCUCCAGUCUGAGAGAGCUGGACCUGAGUAACAACGACCUGCAGGAUUCAGGACUGAAGUGUCUGUCUGCUGGACUGAAGAGUCCUCACUGUAAACUGGAAACUCUCAGUCUGUCAGGAUGUCUGAUCACAAAGGAAGGCUGUGUUUCUCUGGCCUCCGUCCUGAGCUUCAACACCUCCCAGCUGAGAGAGCUGGACCUGGGUAACAACAACCUGCAGGAUUCAGGAGUGAAGUUUCUGUCUGCUGGACUGAAGAGUCCUCACUCGAAACUGGAAACUCUCAGUCUGUCAGGAUGUCUGGUCACAGAGGAAGGAUGUGCUUCUCUGGCCUCAGCUCUGAGCUCCAACCUCUCCCACCUGAGAGAGCUGGACCUGAGCUACAACCAUCCAGGAGAGUCAGGAGUGAAAGUUCUUUCUGCUGGAUUGGAGGGUCCGCUCUGCAGACUGAAAACACUGAGGGUGGACCAUGGUGGAGAGCAGAGGUUAAAACCUGGAGUGAAGAAGUAUGUCUGUGAACUCACACUGGACUCAAACACAGCGCACGGAUACCUCAGACUGUCUGAAGACAACAGGAAGGUGACAUGUGUGACAGAGGAUCAGUCAUAUCCUGAUCAUCCAGACAGAUUUGACUUCUGUCCUCAGCUGCUGUGUAGAGAUGGUCUGACUGGUCGCUGUUACUGGGAGGUUGAGAGGAGAGGAGGGGUUUUUAUAUCAGUGAGUUACAGAGGAAUCAGAAGGAAAGGAGACAGUCGUGACUGUGUGUUUGGAUCUAAUGAUCAGUCCUGGAGUCUUGACUGCUCUGAUGGAGGUUACUCUGUCUAUCACAAUGACAGGGAAACAGAUCUCCGUCUCUCCUCGUCUUCUGUCUCUCACAGAGUAGCAGUGUAUAUGGACUGCCCGGCUGGCACUCUGUCCUUCUACAGAGUCUUCUCUGACUCACUGAUCCACCUCCACACCUUCAGGACCUCCUUCACUGAACCGCUGUACCCUGGGUUUAGGUUGUGGUCUCCUGGUUCCUCAGUGCGUGUGUGUUCUGUGUAGCAGGGAGAGUCUCCUCCUCUCUACACACACAGCUGCUAAAGAACGGUGUAUCCUCUGCACUCUGACACACACACACUUCAGCUGAUCAUGUGACUGUUUCUGUCUCAGCAGCAAGGGCGUCGUAGUGGGGGGAAAGUGGGACUGACUACCUAGGGCCCAAGUGGCGAGGGGGGCCCUUAAUGGACCUGAAAUAAAAUGUGUUUGCUACUACGCUUUUUUAUUUUGUUUUGUUAUAGCUGCAAUAUGAUAACUAAAAUUGUCUGAAUUAAUAAAAAUACAUUCAGAAUUCCUUUCUGGAAAAAAGGGGAGUCUCGGCUCCCCACUCAUUACUACAGUGGGGAAUUGUCAUAUUUUCACAGCAUCAAGUGUGGCUGAAUCUGAUUGAAAGUAAACUGUAGGUUUUUAGAGUUCUAUCUUACCCCAUGAGGUUAAAUCAGUCGAGUCCAAACUUUUUUCAAAGAGGGCCACAUUUGACGGUGUCAGAAAACCUCAGGGCCAGUGGCUCCUACUGAGACUUAGUAAUCAUAAAAGUAAUAAAUUAACUCCAUUUAAUAACAGUUAUUUUACUUUUUUCCCCUCAAUAAAUCAGUAACUAGGUAGUCCUCCACAAGCCAUGUAAACAUUUGCAAACUUUAUAUUCUUCUGGAGGAAAAUGUUGUUCAUUAGGGUCGGGCAAUGUGGGAAAAAUAUUGUCUCAUUAUUUUUCUAUGGCAGGAUCACGAUCUGGAUUUCAUCAGUCUUCUUUUUCAUGUUGUUUUUAAGACUGUUCUGACCAGCACACAACAUAUUAAGAACUAAAUAAUUAUUUUCCUGCGUUUUGAACAUUUUUUAUGCACCAAAUUUUGCCUUUUCUGUACAAUUUCAUAAUUUUGAUCUUGUCUUGUGUCCUCUUUUGUGUCUUCUGAACUUUUAGUGUUCAUCAAGAACAUUUUCACAUCGUAAUAAAACCAUCCUAAGUGCUAUGAAAAUUCAUGAGGGUGCCACUGUAUCGGAUCUUUUCCAAUUGAAGACUAGAAAAUAAUAUUAUGGAUGAGAUGAGUGUGGGUGGGUGUAGCAGCAUUCUUACAGUUCAGUAAUAUCAACCGCCAUGCUAGUAUGGAGAGCUUUUUUCUGUGUGUGAGGGUCUAUGCUAGGGUACAGUUUAGCCAGGGCAGAGUUGCAAUAAUGAAGACGAUGCAGGACUUUGAACUGGAUCAGACUGUGACGUGCACAUACAGUGGGGCAAAAAGUAUUUAGUCAGCCACUGAUUUUGCAAGUUCUCCCACUUAGAAAGAUGAGAGAGGUCUGUAAUUUUCAUCAGAGGUACACUUCAACUAUGAGAGACAAAAUGAGAAAAGAAAUCCAGGAAAUCACAUUGUAGGAUUUUUAAAGAAUUUAUUUGUAAAUUAUGGUGGAAAAUAGGUAUUUGGUCACCCACAAACAAGCAAGAUUUCUUGCUCUCACAGACCUGUAACUUCUUCUUUAAGAAGCUCUUCUGUCCUCCACUCGUUACCUGUAUUAAUGGCACCUGUUUGAACUGGUUAUCUGUAUAAAACACACCUGUCCACAGCCUCAAACAGUCAGACUCCAAACUCAACCAUGGCCGUUGUGGGUGCUUUCCCUCGUUUCCUAUUAUUCCGAUCCAUCUUAUUUUUAAAUGGCAGGAGACGGUGAUGUACGGGUUGACAGCUUCUGACACUGACGUCAAAUGGAAAGUUCUCAGACUUCCAACAAGUUCAUAAGCCAUUGAGAAUGUGUUAAAGUGCCAUUAUAAUCCAUGACAGAGGGAAUGUUCUGGAACUAGAGAAAGGGGGCGGGUGUCAUGGUUUGAUUAGUUCACUUUUUUCCUUGUGUUUCGUGCCUUGGUUCCUCCCCGUGAUCCGUCUCUUGUUGUGUUUUUUUAGUCUAGUCUUGUGUUUACUGUUUUUUUGUUUUGUUUAUCAAAACCUUUUUAUUCUAAAAUCUGCACUUGGGUCCUCCUUCAGUCUUUUCCCCAACGUGGCAGCAGGUCUAUGUCAGCUGCACCUCAUGCUUGCCAUGCAGCAAUGGGUAAUUGCAGAGAGGAGGAAGCUGCUGCAUGAUUCAAAGACUUGGGAAGCUGGAAGUUCUUUUUACUCCCUUUAAGUGGAUGCAACCCACAAGGUAUGUGCGUUUAAAGGCACUGAGGACUAUCGGUCUGGAGUUGUUUUCAGUGACACCUUUGGGUGGAGUCGGUAGUGUUUUCCCAUGAGCACCCUCACCUACUGUCGUGAAGACGUGGCUCUUACCAAGGCGUGUAUUUGUUUUGGAAGCAAUUGAAUGAAGAAAGCAUUGUGGUAGACACUACGGGGUGGAAUUUUCACACCAGAACAGGGGAGGGAGUGUUUGUGGUAUGCAUUUGUAUCUUCGAAGUCCAGAGGAAAGACUGACCUCCCUCAAGCCUGCCUCAUCUCAUCUUGUUCCUUCCGACUUCUGCAUUGGUGACCCUGACGUCGGAAAAUGUAUGCUGGGAAUGCCGCUGAAGGCGCAAAACCGGGGGUCUCGGCAGCUGUACCGGUACCUUCCUUUUCACCUGCGGUUUACGCGGCGACAAUCAAGGUCCCUAAUUUAUGGCAGCACAACCCGGAACCGUGGUUUCAGCACAUCAAGGUGCAGUUCCUGUCGGUACAUGAGACUAAAUGUUACCAUGUGGUCGCAGCCUUGGAUUCUGCUACCACCCCCCGGGUUAUGAGCUUGCUGAGGGGCCCGCGGGUGAAUGGCAAAUAUGAGGCUCUUAAGAACUUGCUCCUGUGCCAGUUCCAGCUGACGGACGUGGAGCGGGCUGAACGCCUUUUGUCUCUCAAUGGCUUUGGGGACAGCAAGCCAACUGAGCUGAUGGAGAACAUGCUAACGUUUUACACUAUUUUCAGGAUGCAAAGCGUAUGUAUGGAUGACCUCUAUAGUAGCAGCAGACCUUAUUUAUUUUCAGUACUUUAUUCAUACAUUUGUGUUAUUUUUAGUGUAGCUAGAUGUCAAGGCUGACAUGAAUACUUACUGUAACAAGUUUACAAUAAAAUACAUUUUUAAACCUGUGUGACAUACCUGGAGCAUUAUAUAUGCAAGUUCAAUUUUACAGCCAUAGGCAGAGGGUCCCCUUAUUAUUUCUUUAUAUUACUUAAUUCAACUUCAAAUGUCAAUUAUCUAACAUUUAUCUGCAUUAAUUCAUAGACUAGCUCAAUACAAGACCUCAGCUUUGAGCCAGAGGGGACAACCCACUUCUCCAGCUCAUCUGAACCUGGGCUUUCAGGAGUGGGCAGAGGACGGGGGAGAGCUCGAGGUAGAGGGAAAGGUGUCGGUGUCCGAGGUGGUGCCAGAGGAAGGGGCCGAGGCAGGGGCAGAGUGAGGACAACUGACAACAUUAGCCUGGAAGACUGUCAGAGAAUGAACCAUCUUCAGGAGGCCAGAACAUCUGCAAUGAAGGCUAUUUUUUUACUUUCUUCCAAAAGACAAAUUAUUGCUGUUAAGACCAAUUACAAGACCAAUUUUCAUUUUCAGGAUAAAGUAGUGUCCUUGACAUCUGACCAAAAAGACCAGCUGCUGGAGGAGGUCAUGUUGAGGCUUCCAGGGCUUAUGCUUGACCUGUUGGAUUGCUUGGAGCCUGAUCCGAACCCUGAGGCCCACAGCGGAGCACAACCAGACUGGUGCCUUUGCAGUUAUUGCAGAGAAAUGCCCUCUGACUUGGAGCGGAAAUGGCCAGAGAACUGCAUCAGCAGGUCUGCAUGCAUGGACUUGUAUGUCCUUGAUGAAGGAGUUCUGCGCUUGGCACUCACAUCUUGGAAUGACAUCUUUGCUGUCGAUGAAGCCCAGGAGCCAGGCGUGGAACAAAGGCAGUACAGGCACACAGCAUACAGACAGUAUGUGUUGUGGCAUUAUGGACGUUUAGGGGAGGACAACAGAGUUGUGAUUCUAGUACGGAGAAUUAGGGACACUUUUCCAGACGCUCAGGGACACUACACUGGAUUUAUACCUCGCAGGCUAAAUUAAAGUGAUAAUAAUCAAGAAGAGUACAAUAACAUUGUUUUAUCUGCUACGGACCAGUCAAUAGAAGUUUCACUUUAUUUUUUUUGUACCAAUUACUGUAUAGUCACAUUGACAAAGCAAGUUGCUAUAUGCAUAUUUAUUUUUUACUUUUGAAUGAAUGCAAAUAAAGUUUUUCUUGUCUUC